CCGAGUGGGUGCGGAAUGCGGCGGGAAGGCGGCGAGGGCAGCCUCGCUUUCCGCGGCCUGCAGAACCGCUCCCAGGAGAUCAAGCUGCGGAAGAGAAAGUCCGUCCUGUACCUUAGCUCCCAGGAGAAGAGCCCCGGGCGCCGCGGAGGUCUUCUUGGAGAAAAUGCCUGCCUGGUCUUCUUUACUAUUGCUUUGCGAAUUCUCAACUGUUUUUUAGUUCAGACAAGCUUUGUUCCAGAUGAAUACUGGCAGUCUCUUGAAGUUGCGCAUCGGAUGGUUUUCAAUUAUGGUUAUUUGACCUGGGAGUGGACAGAAAGAUUGAGAGGUUAUACUUACCCCUUAAUCUUUGCAAGCAUUUACAAGAUUCUGCAUCUCUUGGGGGAAGACAGUGUUCAGUUGCUGAUCUGGAUUCCUAGACUUGCCCAGGCACUUCUGUCUGCCAUAGCAGAUGUGAGGCUUUACUCAUUAAUGAAGCAAAUAGAAAAUCAGGAAGUGGCAAAAUGGGUGUUUUUUUGCCAGUUGUGCUCUUGGUUCACAUGGUAUUGCUGUACCAGAACCCUUACAAACACCAUGGAAACUGUUCUUACUGUAAUUGCUCUUUUCUACUAUCCUUUGGAAGGGUCAAAGUCUAUGAACAGUGUCAAGUACUCAUCCCUGGUGGCACUUGCCUUCGUAAUUCGUCCCACAGCUAUCAUUCCAUGGAUACCCUUGCUCAUCAGGCAUUUCUGGCAAGAACAGAAAAAGCUUGAUCUCAUUCUACAGCAUUUUUUGCCUGUAGGAUUUGUAACCUUGAGUUUUUCUCUGAUAAUUGAUCGUAUUUUUUUUGGCGAAUGGACCCUGGUUCAAUUUAAUUUUUUGAAAUUUAAUGUGCUGCAGAAUUUGGGAACAUUUUAUGGCUCUCAUCCAUGGCACUGGUACUUCACUCAAGGACUUCCAGUUGUCCUGGGCAGUCAUCUACCUUUUUUUGUUCAUGGCUGCUUUCUAGCCCCAAAGAGGUACCAGAUACUUUUGGUGACUGUUCUGUGGACGCUUCUAGUUUACAGCAUGCUGGGCCACAAAGAAUUCAGGUUCAUCUAUCCAGUUUUACCAUUCUGUAUGGUGUUCUGUGGAUACUCUCUAACCCACCUGAAAAUGUGGAAGAAACCAGCUCUAAGUUUCCUGUUUUUAUCAAAUAUACUCCUCGCCCUCUAUACUGGUUUAGUUCAUCAACGAGGUACUCUUGAUGUCAUGAGUUAUAUUCAAAACAUCUGUCACAACAGUGCCAAUAAGUCUUCAGCUUCAGUGUUUGUAAUGAUGCCUUGCCACUCUACUCCUUAUUACAGCCAUGUCCACUGCCCACUUGCAAUGAGAUUCCUCCAGUGCCCCCCAGACCUAUCUGGAAAAAGUAAUUAUCUUGAUGAAGCAGAUAUAUUUUACUUAAAUCCCUUAAAAUGGUUACACAAAGAGUUUAAUGAUGAUGUAUCGUUACCCACUCACUUGAUCAUCUUCAGUGUUUUGGAGGAGGAAAUAAGUGCUUUCCUAAUUUCAAGUAAUUAUGAGAGAACUGCUGUUUUCUUCCACACUCACUUGCCGGAGGGUCGAACUGGAAGUCACAUAUAUGUCUAUGAACGAAAAUCAAAAGGGAAACUCAACAGAAGAUGA
Molecule: messenger RNA, 1641 nt
Organism: Lepus europaeus (European hare)
Lineage: Eukaryota; Metazoa; Chordata; Mammalia; Lagomorpha; Leporidae
Gene: PIGB
Product: phosphatidylinositol glycan anchor biosynthesis class B
Exons: 12
Coding region: 16-1641 (541 amino acids)
Biological process (GO): GPI anchor biosynthetic process
Cellular component (GO): endoplasmic reticulum membrane
Molecular function (GO): alpha-1,2-mannosyltransferase activity
Source: RefSeq, a predicted model, not a curated record